Molecule: messenger RNA, 2082 nt
Organism: Arachis stenosperma
Lineage: Eukaryota; Viridiplantae; Streptophyta; Magnoliopsida; Fabales; Fabaceae
Exons: 8
Coding region: 71-1711 (546 amino acids)
Biological process (GO): protein transport
Source: RefSeq, a predicted model, not a curated record
CUAAUUAGGCAUACAGCAAGCAUUACUUUCUCUCACAGCUGACCUGACAGCACCUAAUCCCCCGUCGUCGAUGGCUCAGCCGUCAGAACCUCUCCGCCGCCGCAACAACCACCACCACCGUGACAACCACAUCUGCAACUUCCUUCAAUCAACAGCUUCCAACCUCCUCUCUCUCUUCAACAGCAACAGCAGCAGCAGCAACCUUUCUCCUCCAACCCUUCCACAACCACUCUCCUCCAAAAUCUCUCUCCCUCUACCACUCCCUCUCCAAUUCGCACCGCUACUCCCCGCGCAAUCAUCAUCCACCUCGGCCGAGUCAACUCGCCCCGACUCACCAUUCCCCUCCGCCGCCAAAUCGCUGCGCGUGGCCGGACUCAGCAAGGAUGGCAAGGGUGGCGGCGGCCCUGCCUUCGUCGGUCAGGUAUUCAGCAUGUGUGACCUCUCAGGGACUGGCCUCAUGGCAGUUUCCACUCACUUCGAUAUUCCCUUCAUCUCUAAAAGAACACCUGAGUGGCUGAAAAAAAUAUUUGCAGCAAUCACCAAGAGUGAGAGGAAUGGCCCUGUAUUCCGCUUUUUUAUUGAUCUAGGAGAUGCAGUUUCAUAUGUCAAAAAACUGAAUAUUCCAAGUGGUGUGGUGGGAGCCUGUCGUCUUGAUCUAGCAUAUGAACAUUUCAAGGAAAAACCACACUUGUUCCAAUUUGUACCAAAUGAGAAGCAGGUCAAGGCAGCUAACAAGCUUUUGAAGACAAUUGCACAAGAUGGUGUUGGAAAAAAGGUCGAUGGGGUGCCUGUGUUUAGUGCCCAGAACUUAGACAUUGCAAUUGCAACUAAAGAUGGAAUUAAAUGGUAUACUCCCUACUUUUUUGAUAAAGGCGUGCUUGAUAACAUUCUUGAAGAAGCUGUUGAUCAACAUUUCCAUACAUUAAUCCAAACUCGACACUUGCAGCGACGGCGAGAUGUGGUUGAUGACAACCUAGCAGCAGAAGUGAUUGAGGAAAUGAAUGACAGUUUAGGGGAUCCUCCAGAGGUUCAGGAAGUCCUAGAUGAAAUGGGCCAUCCAAGUAUACCACUAAGUGUUAUUUCAAAAGCUGCAGAACUCCAGUUCCAUUAUACUGUUGACAAGGUAAUCCUGGGUAAUAGGUGGUUGCGGAAAGCAACAGGCAUACAACCAAAAUUUCCCUAUAUGGUCGACUCGUUUGAGAGAAGAAGUGAAGCUUCUUUGCUGAGGAUUUCAGAUUCAAGCAGCUGUCUUGAUAACUCUAAAGGGGAAGAUGAUAGGAAACAUUCUGAAUGCAUUGACUCCUCUUGUUUCAAUUUGGAUGAUAACAAUUCUACAAUCGAAGACUCUCAUCCCAAAUUUAGGCUACCUUUUGGUGGUUGGUUUCCCCAAAAACAGCAGGAAAAAGUAGAAUCCUCGAGAAAAGGGGUACACAAAGAAGAUUCAAGACUGAGUCCCUUUCUUCCAAAAGUAACAAUGAUUGGUCUAUCUACAGAGGAAGCAAGCCAGAUGAGCAAAGCUAGUUUGAAGAAGCAAAUGGAGAAUUUAACAAAAGAGUUGGAGAAGUCAGAGUUAGAUAAUGUGAUUGGUAGUGGUAGCAGUGAGGGCAAUGUAGAAGAUAGAGAUCCACUUUUUGUAGCAAACGUUGGUGAUUAUUAUUCUGGUAUUGCAAGAAAAGGACCUGGUCGCUGGAUACGUGGAGGAACCAACUAAAACCUAAAUUUAUAGAAAGACAACUCCAUUUGCAGUUGCAACCUUGCAGGUAAUUGUGCUCUUGUGGAUAUUUUUGUUUGUCUCCCCAAUAAAAUACAUAGAGAGGAUUUGUUAGAAACUAACAGGUUAAAACGUUUCUGAGGUAGAAAUAAACUUAUAAUGAGAUAGAGGUGCAUAAUGCCACUGCAUACUGUGAGCUUGAGAUUGGGGCUGGUCAAUGUUGUAAAUUAUUUAUAUUUUUUUCCUUGUAAUCCAUCAAUAUGGCCCAUUUUGCUGACCUUUGAGGAGUUAAGUGAAACUUUUGUACCAGAAGAAUUGAAACUAUAUAAAUCUUAAGAGACUAUCGCCUUCUAUGUUAAUGCUGUUUCGAU